AUGCAAUCAUUCCAAGCUGUGAUUGCCAUCCUCUUGGCCACCAUGGUCAACAUGGCACUUGGAGCGGCGGAAAUCCACGCCACGGCCUUGAUUUUGGCCAGUACCUUCCUCAGCACUGUCGCCUCCUCCACUUUCCAGCACGCGAUUGUCGCUGCGCCUGGCACCCGAGGAUCCAUCGGUACCCGCAAAGUCUCGACUCUCCAGGCCAACGACACCGGCAGCUGCUACAACGCUUCUACCUUUCCCCACACAGUGAAUGACAGCUCAGCCUUGGUGCCGUGGACCGACAUCCUGAACAAGAAUGACACAGACUCAUACCUGUGGCUGUACGAUAUUUUCGGGGAUCUUUGCUGGGAGAUCAGCGAGACGAUUUUGACCCGCGACAUACCGUACACCCACUGCAAGUCUGACAACUACACCAACGGCACGUACAGCAUCAUGGCGCAGAUGACGUACCUCGGCCCGAAUGACACCUACGACAUGCGUGGAAAAUACGACAACUGCAUCGGGGCCUUGGUCAUCACCAUGUGGUGUCCAUACGGCGGUAUCUUCGAGCACAAGCUUCCCUGUUUUGGUCCUCCUAACGAGUUGCAGGCCUGGGAGGUCCAGGCGCGGCCCAUCAAGGGGCCUUGCCCGGACUGUGCCAAGGGACUGCCUCCCCCGGAUGCUUAG
This is a messenger RNA of Diaporthe amygdali, 672 nucleotides long. RefSeq lists its product as uncharacterized. The record is from RefSeq and is a predicted model, not a curated record. The coding region runs from base 1 to 672 and encodes 223 amino acids. The transcript has 2 exons. NCBI's taxonomy places the organism in Eukaryota, Fungi, Ascomycota, Sordariomycetes, Diaporthales, Diaporthaceae.